AAAUUUUUUUAUUUCCAAUCUAAACAUGGCCUUAAUGUAGUCGAAGAAAGAGCAUGUGGAUGAUGAUGAUGAUGAUGAUGAUGACAAAACUUGUAGACAACUAUGUUCACUUGGCUAAAAACCCAUAGUUGAAAAUCCUUUUCGCUGAUUUGUUAUGACUUGUGAGAGAAAAACAUGAUUCGACAAAUAUCUCAAGCAAACAUACUAAUGUGAUCUUGAUAAAAAGUAAAGAAAAAUCCCAAUAGUACGUGCACGAACUAUGGACUUCAUUUUGGAUCGUGGACUCGUCACUGCUCCCAUAUAAAAGGGCGUGUAUAAAAGGAAAAUAAAUGGCUGGACCUUUUUUUUUUUAACCAACAAAACCUGGAAUAGCUGUGUCCUGCAAAAGCUACCGUGCAGACGUUGCAAAUGGGGCAACGAAAUACCCAAAUUCCAGCAAAAUUCUAGCUCCAAUCCACACGAGCACCAAAUCUUCCGUUUCUUUAGUUCAAUUACCAAAUCUCCGCUUCAAUUUCUUUUUUACCAAAUAUUCAGAACCCAGGUUAAUAACGAGACCAAUUACAUCCUCUCCCUCUCUCACACUCGCAUGGUUUAGUAAAUGCUGGAUGCGGCCAAACUAACGAUAGCAGCGUUAGCAAAUCUCCAGGCCGCGCUAAUAAAUACUCUCUCUCCAUUAGCAUUAAGCAGCAGCAGCAGCCCGCAGGCCGCAGGCAUGCAACAGCUGCAGUGGCACGGGGAGAAAAAGGUCAGCAAAAGCGGGCACGAAACAGAAGAAGCGCUCGCCGACCCACCCACCGCACCGAUCCCCCACCCAAAUCGCCGACCGAGAGGAGACAACCCGAGCUGAGGAGAGAGAGGGCAGCAGGCGGCGGCGCGGAGCAACACGCGGAGGGGAGGGGAAUGCGCGACCCGUGUGACCCUCUCGCCCCCGCGAAAUCCAACCCAUUCUGAUUCCGCCGGCGAAAUCGGGCGCCUCGCGGCCCGGCCGGCCAAGUGGUGGACGGCGGCGUCGAGUGGUUCGUUCGAGACGGUGAGGGUCAGGUCGUGAGGAGCAGCAGCCACGGCGACGGGGACAAUGAAGGGAGGAGGGGGCGGGAAGGAGACGCUCACCGCCUCCUUCCUCCGCUUCCUCCUCCUGCUCCUCCUCCCCCUCACCGCCCUCUACUUCUUCUACACGCUGCACCUCCUCCUCACCUCCGCGUCGUCGGCCGCCUCCAACUGCGCGCCUGACGCCGCGUCGGUCUCCCGGGUGUCCGCCAACCUCACGGCGGCGACGGCGUCGGCGUCGACGGCGGCGGCGGAGAAGCAGCUGCCCCCUUCCCCCUUGGCUGUGCCCUCGGCGACGACGCUGCAGCACGUGGUGUUCGGCAUCGCCGCGUCGUCGCGGUUCUGGGACAAGCGUAAGGAGUACAUCAAGGUGUGGUGGCGCCCGCGCGGCGCCAUGCGGGGCUACGUGUGGCUGGACCGCGAGGUGCGCGAGUCCAACAUGUCCACGGCGCGCACGGGGCUCCCGGCCAUCAGGAUCUCGUCCGACACCUCCGCGUUCCCCUACACGCACCGCCGCGGCCACCGGUCCGCCAUCCGCAUCUCCCGCAUCGUCUCCGAGACGUUCCGCCUGGGCCUCCCCGGCGUGCGCUGGUUCGUAAUGGGCGACGACGACACCGUCUUCUUCCCGGACAACCUCCUCACCGUGCUCAACAAGUUCGACCACCGCCAGCCCUACUACAUCGGCUCCCUCUCCGAGAGCCACCUGCAGAACAUCUACUUCUCCUACGGGAUGGCGUACGGCGGCGGCGGCUUCGCCAUCAGCCGGCCCCUGGCCGAGGCGCUGGCGCGGAUGCAGGACGGCUGCCUCCGCCGGUACCCAGCGCUGUACGGCAGCGACGACCGGAUCCAGGCGUGCAUGGCGGAGCUGGGCGUGCCGCUCACCAAACACCCGGGGUUCCACCAGUACGACGUGUACGGCGACCUCCUGGGCCUGCUCGCGUCCCACCCGGUGGCGCCGAUCGUGACGCUGCACCACCUGGACGUCGUGAAGCCGCUGUUCCCGGACGCGAGGUCGCGCCCGGCGGCGGUGCGGCGGCUGUUCGACGGGCCGGUGAAGCUGGACACGGCGGGGCUGAUGCAGCAGUCCAUCUGCUACGACGGCGCCAACCGUUGGACGGUGUCCGUGGCGUGGGGGUUCACGGUGCUGGUGGCCAGGGGCAUAAUGUCGCCUCGGGAGAUGGAGAUGCCGGCGCGCACGUUCCUCAACUGGUACCGCCGCGCCGACUACACGGCGUACGCGUUCAACACGAGGCCGAUGGCGCGCAGCCCGUGCCAGAAGCCCGCCGUGUACUACAUGUCGUCGGCGCGGCGCCAGGCCGGGCGCGGCGGGGAGACCACGGUGACGCGGUACGAGCGGUGGCGCCACCCGAACGAGACGCGGCCCGCGUGCCGGUGGGACAUAGCCGACCCGGACGCGCAUCUCGAUCACAUCGUCGUCCUCAAGAAGCCUGACCCCGGGCUCUGGGACAGGUCCCCCAGGCGAAAUUGCUGCAGAGUGGUGUCUUCGCCCAAGGAUGGUGGGGAGAACGGGGAGAAGACGAUGACCAUCGAUGUAGGCGUAUGCAGGGAAGGCGAGUUCAGCCAAGUAGCAGGAGCGUGAGCUUUGAUUAGAGACAGAUGAAGAUAGGAAGAUUCAGAUUCUUUUCUUCUUCUUCUUUUCCUUGUACGAAUCCAUUCUUCUUCUUGGAGGGCAUGAACUAGUCUCGUUUCAAACGAUCCAUCGCGUUUUGCGCUCACGGA
Messenger RNA from Sorghum bicolor (sorghum), 2787 nucleotides. RefSeq lists its product as uncharacterized. The coding region runs from base 1076 to 2647 and encodes 523 amino acids. The record is from RefSeq and is a predicted model, not a curated record. The transcript has 2 exons. Gene Ontology annotation, molecular function: acetylglucosaminyltransferase activity. Lineage: Eukaryota; Viridiplantae; Streptophyta; Magnoliopsida; Poales; Poaceae.